This is a messenger RNA of Didymodactylos carnosus, 1251 nucleotides long. The record is from the annotation of a GenBank genome assembly. NCBI's taxonomy places the organism in Eukaryota, Metazoa, Rotifera, Eurotatoria, Philodinida, Philodinidae.
AUGAGACUAUGUACAUGUCAAGAAUUAAGAUUAUACGAAUCGUUUGCUGAAAUUCGACAGUUAUAUGAGAAUGAUCAAAAAUAUUAUUUUCGACAAGAUCAAUGGAAUGAUAUUAAAGAAGAAAGUAUUGUAUUAUUACCAAAUAGUUCAAUGUACGAAAGAAAAAUCAUACGAAAAGAAACAAAUAUGAAAGGUAAAACUGUAUUUGUUCGAAAAUAUCCAGAACAACAUGACGCUGUUGAAUGUACAAUGAUUCAUGAUGAUAAUUAUGUUGUUCAAGAAAAAUCUUCAGGUCGUUAUUUUCAUGCAAAAAAUGAUUUAGUAGAAUAUAUAGAUGUUCCUGUUGAAAAAUUAUAUGAAUUAUCAUUUAAUAAAUUUGAUAAAUCUUCAACAGAUAAUACAAAAAUUCUAACAUAUUUAGUUAAUAGUUUGAAAUGGCGUACACGAUAUUUAAUGAACAUUUUAUUAAAUGGUACCGUUGAAUUUAGUGCAUUUGCCGAUAUUAUCAAUAGUGGUCGUACAUCUUAUACAUUUAAUACAACACAUUUAUUUUCUGGUGAUAUUAGUGUCUCAUUUUUAAGAAGUUCACCACAUGUUGACCGUCGUUCAUCAAAAACAACAUCAUCAACAAUUGGUAGUGGUAUUGAAGAUCAAGGUGAAUAUAAUGGAAUACACAUGUUUAGUUUGAUAAAUCGAGAUUUAAUAAUUGAAUCACAAAGUACAACAACAUUUCCCUAUGUUAAAUCACCAUCUAUUAAUGUUAAAACAAUUUUAUCAUUUACAUUAAUUUUGUCUACAACCGAUACUGGUUUUCUUCAAUAUGAAAAACGAAAAUUUUCUCGUUUAUAUUUAUUAUCAAAUAGUUCAACAUAUAUACCAAAUGGUUUAAUGUUAAUUUAUGAUAAUUCAAUAUUAUCAGGUGAAUGGUCAUUGCCAAAAUUAGGCGAAGGAGAACGAUAUGAAUUUGAAUUAGGUGAAGAUGCUGAUGUUUUAUUAAUGAGAAAUAGUACAAGUGUCAUUAAUAAAUUAACAAAUACGACAAUGAUUACAACACAUGUUCUAAUACAAAAUUAUAAAAAUCGACAAAUUAAUGUUAGAUUUAAAUCUGUUUGUCAAUUAGAAUGUUUAUUUUAUAAUGAAAAAGCCGUUUCAUUAGGGCAUAAAUUACGUUAUGAAUUAUUAUUACGUUCAAAAUCUGAAGUAGCUUUUAGUUAUUCAGCAUUAAGAUUAAAUAAUAAAAAACCAUCAUAA